AUGGACAAGGGAGAAACCCCCACCUUCGUUACGUCGCGGAGGCAGGAGGUCAUUGAUCUAACGUUGGGCUCUUUCUCUAUAGCUCACAUGAUCUCAAACUGGAGAGUGUCUGAUGAACCGUCUCUUUCGGAUCACAGGCACAUUCUUUUCCAACUAAACCUGUCAUUCAAUGGUGGGCCCUGUAAGUUUCGGAAUCCCCGAACCACCAACUGGGACUGCUAUGUUGAAAAACUGACAGAACGGUUGGAUAAACCACCUUUGCUCUGCCGGAAAGCAGGGCAGGUGGAAGAGGCGGCGGCAAUGAUAAGCGACGCUAUAACGGCGUCGUUUGAAGACAGCUGCAAGCUGCGAACUGUUCGGGGAAUGAAGAGAACACCUUGGUGGAACUCGGACCUUGAAAAAGUUCGUAAAGAGGUUCGAAGGCUCUUUAACAGGGCCAUGCGUACUAAGUUACCUGCGGACUGGGAGGAUCACAAACUCGCACAGCGCAGAUAUAAAGACCACAUUCGACGGUCUAAACGGGGAUCGUGGAGGACUUUCUGUGGCAACAUGGAAGGGCUUCCCGAAGUUCAAAAACUUCGCUCUGGAGACUAUGUAACUUCGGAACCGCCAGAAGGUGCUACCCGGGUCGGUGCAAGGCCGAUCGACUGGAGAGUAGCUGCCGGGGUUGUUACCAAGGGAUCCCUGAGAUGGGCUAUCAAUACGUUUAGCCCAUUUAAGAGCGCAGGACCUGAUGGGAUAUUUCCGGCUCUUUUGCAAAAGGGCCUGGAACCAUUACUUCUGCACUUGUUGCACCUCUUUAGGGCCUCUGUGGCUUUGGGGUACAUCCCAUAA
Messenger RNA from Photinus pyralis (common eastern firefly), 834 nucleotides. RefSeq lists its product as uncharacterized. Lineage: Eukaryota; Metazoa; Arthropoda; Insecta; Coleoptera; Lampyridae. The record is from RefSeq and is a predicted model, not a curated record. The transcript is spliced from 3 exons. The coding region runs from base 1 to 834 and encodes 277 amino acids.